AUGCACAACUACGAGUAUAAGGUCGCCGAGGGCCUACAACUUGCGGCCCCCUAUGACCGCCAAGUCUCCGAAGCUCCACAGCCGUUGGAUGAGCAAUCUCGAUACAGCACCAACAACAACUGGCACGAGGCCCCUCAAGUAUUCAACAACGAGCCUAAAUGUCUAUCAGAGCCACGGCUUAGUGCUGGUGCUCUGGGGACGCCGUUGACCCAGACUACGACACGGAAUGACAGCUCUGAAGGAAGCCCAGAGGUAUUGCAUAGGUGUAGUAAUAUUCCUCGCGAUGCUUUCAACGAAGAACUACGUCCUGGUGGCGAUGGGCAGCGGAAGCGUGCAAAGAUUUGCGGCUGCUCUACACGCCUAUUUUGGAUCAUUAUGGGCUUGGUCCUUUUUAUCGUGGUUGGAGGUGCAAUCGGUGGCGGUGUUGGCGGCAGCCUAGCCGCAAAGAACAAGGAACGCUCCAACGCUACCGCAGAGACGGCUAUUUCAACAACAAGCACACUGAGCUCUGAAACCGCAACUGCAAUUCCACAUACAACUACCCUUGACAGAUCUAUUUCGUCAACAAAUCCCACGCCAACUACUUCGUCUUCUGCAACUGGAAUUGAAAGCUUCACCUUAGCACUAUACGACGGCGAAGACUAUGGCGGUGCUACACAGAAUGUCUCUACUACCGGCAAUUACACCUUACCGUUCUUGGCCGACAGUUAUGUCUGGAAACCUCUUUCGUCCGAUUGCUGCGUGCUAUUCUGUCGGGACGAUCGAG
Aplosporella prunicola CBS 121167 is the source of this 766-nucleotide messenger RNA. RefSeq lists its product as uncharacterized. The record is from RefSeq and is a predicted model, not a curated record. NCBI's taxonomy places the organism in Eukaryota, Fungi, Ascomycota, Dothideomycetes, Botryosphaeriales, Aplosporellaceae. The transcript has 2 exons. The annotation marks the transcript as partial.